Molecule: messenger RNA, 4858 nt
Organism: Amoebophrya sp. A25
Lineage: Eukaryota; Dinophyceae; Syndiniales; Amoebophryaceae
Source: the annotation of a GenBank genome assembly
AUGAUCAUCCAACCGAUGAAUCGGGAUAAGAGCACUAUUCCUGAAGGGAACGAGGCUCAUCAUGAAAGCGUGGGAAAGACGUCGAAGAACUACAGUUCUUCGAAAGAUCAACCACGCCAUAGUGCGCAUCAACAGGCAUUGCAAGCGCUAGGGCUGAGUAAUCUCAAGUCGCGCGGGCAUUCCUCAGAGGAGGCGAAGGGGCUCAUUUGCGACCUCGACAGCACGAUGAUGGCCGACGAACGGUUGGCUGAUGUAGCUGAGGAGUUUGCGGAUUCGUCGGGUGGUGGAGCUGGAGCUAAUGCUCCACCAGCUCAUGUACGCGUGAAGUUUUCUCCCCUCUUGCGCAUUCUCACGCUGCUGAACUACAAUCAAGCCAUCGUCUUCUUGAACGAUACCGAGAAAGCGGCCCAGAUCGCGGGGUUGCUCACUAGUGCGGGAAUUCCUGCGGUGGCCACCAGUGGCAAGGAGUCGCAAAGCGUUCGCCGUCAGGCUUUGCUCGGAUUGAAGACGUUGCAGUACCGUGUGUGUGUUGCUACAGAUCUGUGGGCACGUGGGGUCGAUCUCGCUAGUGUCAACCUAGUCAUCAACCUGGACCUGCCACCGGACAAGGAAACGUAUCUGCAUCGGGCCGGUCGCUGCGCGCGGUUCGGUAACCACGGCUGCGCGAUGAGCGUCCUCUUCCGCGCCAGUGCAGAGCGACAGCACAUGGAGUAUUUCAGGCGGCAGCUCGGUCUGGGCAAGGUCCUGCAAUGGCCGGCGGAUCGUGAUGUUGUGGAAAAGGUACUCGAUCGUGGACAAGGCACGGGAGCGAGCACUAGCAGGGCAUCAGCAUCAGCGUCCUGCUCAGUGUCGGCGAAGAAGAAAACUCAACUUGCGCCAAGUAGCUCCUCUGCUGUAGCUAAUUUGGCUGAAGUGCAGCAGGUCAAAGACGAAAAAGAACCUGCACAGGCCGCUGCUGAUAAUGUGAAGAAAGUGAAUGCGAGAGCGGCGUUGAAGGGUCGUCCCGUAGACGGUGAGGGAGCAAACGCUGACGCUGUGAUGAAACGACAUAGCAUUUCGCUGUUACCAGGCGGCAAGCGUUCCGUAUCGUCUUCGCUUUCUAAGAAUUUGGUGCUGGCUUCUUCCGCAGGUGAGCGCAUUCGUGUUCAAGGGGACCGUAUAGGGACAUCUACAUCGACCAAGAAGUUGGAGGAAGGUUCGUCGACCAAGCAUCAAGAACACCAGCGAAGGUGUAAGAGUGCUAAUGAGCACAAUCGCGAGCAGAAACACAACUACACGGCCUCGCCCAGUUUGUUCGUGCCUUUGCAGCAGGAGAGGCAUGUUGAUGUCGGACAGUUAACGCGGUCUCCAGGAAUGUCACAACAGGAAAUCGCGAUGGAGAGCACGCCUCCAGGUGUGAAUUCCCGUUCGCCUCGUUCGGCUGGGCCUAGCACUCUGAUGUCGAAUGAGUCCAAGAGCACGUCGGCUCAAAUCUCCGACACCUCUACUGGACGCGCGCGCAAGUUGGACGUGAUUCGGGCGCAAUUUGCCAGGAUGUGCCAACGAGAUCACCAGGACAACAAUGGGCCCUCAUCUUCCUGCAACAGCAGUCUUAAAACUCGGGGAGCCCUUGGGGGGGGACUCGCGACAAAUCUGCAGCCCGCUUCUAGUACAGGAAACAGCUUGACCACUUCAUUGCAACAUCAAAGACGUGGCAUCAUACUGCCUCCAUCAGACGUGAGAUUGCUAGCUCCAGCGACCUCGACUUCAGUGGCAGGCGGCGGGACAGAACGUGAAGGCCGUGCUUCGAUCUCAAUGAGGACGACAACAAAGCGUAAUCCCGAGUCUAGCCCCACUAGCGGUCCCUCAAAAGCGCCUUCAAAAUCGACAUCCGGAAGCCGCAUCAUACCUCACUCCGACGCUUCUCUGGGUGGUGCUGUCGCACAUGUUGAAGAGUCUAGCGUGAUAAAGCAAGGAAGACUGAGCACCGGAAGUCGUAAGCACGUCGGAGGAGGGCCUCCGCAACAGCACUCGACAGAACAGCUGGCAGAUCUAAUCAUGCAGAACCGAGAGCUGAUCAAUGAAAGCCGAAAAAUGCUGGACCAACGGGGCUUGGAGAUGGAAGUAGGAACACCUUGUCCUGUAAAUCAAGGCGAAGCGGCACGAUCAACACGAACGGUUGAAGAUCCAUCUUCAGGGCAAAUAAUAGAUCAGAGUACUGAACAGGAAAACGAUAUUAUAGAGAAGGACCAUCAAGGUCAAGAAAAAGUGGAAGGAGACAACAACAGAGGUGAUGCACCAUCUUCAGCGUCUGCAGCAUCAGGCACGACGAGAACUGUCGAAAUCGGCUCGACCACGUACAAGGUUGGUGAGACCCUCGGUUUUGAUGCUAUGAUGGCAGAAAGACCCGAGUGGCUCUCGCGUGCCGAACUGGUCAAAUUUUCAGCAUCCUCGACUGGCAACAAUGAGGUGGUCACGUUUCCAGAAGAGAUAUCCGAUGCCGGAACCACUUCUGGCUCUGAACGGGAUGACGAAUACGAUUUUGCUGAGGAAGAAACCGCUGACUUGGUGUUAAAGCCUUCGUCAUGGACUUCUCACGCUCACCGCGAAGAUGAACCACAACAAGGCGAAGUGAGAAACGGGGCCGCAACCGGAGCUACGCCAGAAGUGGCUUUACCCUUCUUGCGAAGUUGUUCUCUCACUGGGGUUUCUUGCUCUAGUUUUCCUACGUCAGGACCAGCGGAGGACCACCGGGUUAAAUCCACAGGUCAUAGCAAUUGCAAUGCUGAAAAACAAGUUUUCCAACAAAUUUCUGUUGAAGAGCAGAUGCUGGCUAAGAUUACGCAUUUCUGGCAAAAGUAUACUCAGCAAAUGUUCGUGGAUGAAUCGGAGUGGCGCUGUGACGGAAAUGAUGGCCGCGUUUAUCAGCUUAGCGAUUUCAUUGCUGAAUACGGUGGUUCCGUACAAGACCCUCCAGCUGAAUGGUGGUCCGCGGAGGUAGUCCUGGACGACGAAAUCGACUUUGAAGAUGAUGAUGCUGCUAAGAGCCUGGACGCGAAGGCGAAGAACGAUAGUUGUCAAGGGCCAGGUGAUAUGGAACAAAAGAGAGCAAGUGGCCAGCAUCGGGAAAUAGAUUACCGAGUGGAUGAGGACGGCUACGCAUACACACUGUCCGAGUUCAUAGCUGAGUAUGGUGGAAGUGUUCAGAACCCUCCGAAGCAGUGGCUGCAGGCGGACUUGUGGGACGGAAAAUUGGUGGACCACGAAGAAGGCGGGAUCGGAAGCGCGAAUGCUGAGGAGGUAGCACGAGAGGAAGAGGAAAGUGUGCUAGAUCUUGGGACGGUUUCGCGGCUCAUUCGAUCAAAAAAGGCCGACCAAAAGAAGAAUGCGUCCCCUCAGCUCACAUCUUCUUCACCAGGAGCUCCAGCAGCAAGAGUUGCGGCUUCCGCUGCUUCGAACACCAUCAAAUCUUCACGUACUAGAGUAAACAAGGAGACAGUACAACAUGAUCGCGAAGAUGAUCACGAAGAACUAGACGCUGUCCUUGUUGACCACGGCCACCAGCAGAACCAGAGCUGCAAGAACCCGCCAACUCCUGAAGAUCAGAACAAAAAUACGAAUAGUCGCUACCUGAAGCGAAAAACCCGUUAUGAUCCGUAUGCGGGGAACGCGUUUGCUUUGAUGUGUCUCGGGACACAUCCUCUGGACCAGGCAAACGAAGACGCGGAGCACCGUGUCGACAUCGCUGACGGUCGAGCAUACCGCUUGUGGGACUUUUUGAUUCAGUAUGGAGGCGGCAUAUCCGACCCGCCGCACGAGUGGCUCACCUCCCCCACAGAAGAAGAAUGGCUUGCGCUGUCCGAUGCAGAACGUGAAGAGCUUUUGCAGAUCGGGCAAGAGAAACGCGGUGGACUAGGCUUUGUACUUGAGGAUGCAGAUAUCGUAGACGACGAAGAAGGUGCUGAUGAUGGUGGACAUCAGAAGAAAACUUCAUCUCGAGGUAAUAUAACGAACAAGAGAAAGCAGGCACUGCGGGAUCUGUAUGGAAAGUCCACGGUAGCUAAGGGACCGCGUGUUUUUGCUGCUGUCGACGGCAUGCCCACCGGACAAGAAAAUCUUCGAGCAGAACGGAAUCUUGAGGAGGAAGAUAGAGAGCGGUAUCGCCGGUUAGAGGAACAAGGUCCCAAUUUUCCAUUUGGCGCUAUGAGCAGCUACUUCCGCAGGGACUACGUCACACCUAGGACAGAAAUGGAAGGAGCACAUGCUGCGCCAGCCCUCAUAUCUGCCUCUGUUGCAGCCCUUGGUGGAGAAAUCGUUACUGCUGAGAAGAAACAAAGCGCAGCAGCCAGUAGCAGUAACAACUCCGCGACUCUUCUCCUAGGAGCUGAGAACCAAAAUAUCGAGCCUCAAGGCAUACAACUCCCUCCUCCAGUGCCCUUCGAUCCUGUCCUGCUGAUGGAUGCCUCCACCAACCUAAUUCAAGCUAUUCUAGACUUCCAGAAGGCUCUGAUGCCUGCUUACCUACAUCAGAAGAACAAUGGUUCGUCCUUGUAGAAUAUCCCUAAAAUGAAAGAGCCUAGAUCAUGGUUUUUCUUCCUUUUCCACUCGCUAAUAUUUCUUUGAAGCAAGACCAAGAUCAAGAUGUAGAUGCUGUCGUCAUGUUGAAUAGUUCUGAUUUCAGCUUCGUGGAUGAAAUCUUCUUCAUCAGAGAAAAACGGCCAGCGUGUUUUUCUUAAUACGCCCACUUGUCACGACGUCCUCAAUUUCAAGGCCAGCUUAAACGCUUUUGGCCUGGUAGGCAUAUCCUGCUACAACUACCAACUUCUACCUACUUGUUUGCUUUGUUUCAUUCGUGCGAUUGCGCAUAUUAUUCACUAAG